AUGAAAAUACAAGAUGAGGUGUUAUUUCGUCCAGAAGAUAGAGAGUAUUCUAGUGAAACUUUUGGUAUUACUGGUGUUCGCCCAGUGUUUGUAGACCAUUCUGGGUUGGUUAUUUUGAUAUUGAUAAUCGUGGAAUUAUAUUCAAGUGGAACAAAGCAUGCAUUACAUGGAAAGAAAUCUUGCGAACCUCCUCUCUUAUCCAGAGAAUAUAUGUUGAUACCAAAAGUUUCACUAAAAGACUAUAUUAUGGGUGCAAUAAUGCUUCGUCUGUAUUUUCAUGGUACCCGCGAGGAUGAUUCAAUUGUUCCAUCAUUUCUGACAAUUCCGGCAGUUUUUGCAUUUGCAUGGUAG
Molecule: messenger RNA, 351 nt
Organism: Scutellospora calospora
Lineage: Eukaryota; Fungi; Glomeromycota; Glomeromycetes; Diversisporales; Gigasporaceae
Source: the annotation of a GenBank genome assembly